Messenger RNA from Neoarthrinium moseri, 882 nucleotides. RefSeq lists its product as uncharacterized. Lineage: Eukaryota; Fungi; Ascomycota; Sordariomycetes; Amphisphaeriales; Apiosporaceae. Bases 1 to 882 code for a protein of 293 amino acids. The transcript is spliced from 3 exons. The record is from RefSeq and is a predicted model, not a curated record. Gene Ontology annotation, cellular component: fungal-type vacuole; plasma membrane.
AUGGUCGAUCUAUCAUGGCUGCCGGAGCCCCUCCGGAACCCGAACAAUUGCCACAAGGACCCGAUUCCAGGGUUUCCUUAUUCGUACGGGUACAAGCCUAGUUUGGCCGCGGGCAUCACAUUCUGUGCUCUGUUCGGCAUCGCCUUUUUUGGCCAUGGAUUCCAAAGCAUCCGUCUGAGACGAUGGACAUCUAUUCUUCUCACGAUUGGAGCAUUGACCGAGCUCAUUGGCUGGGCAGGCCGUACUUGGUCCUCCGAGUGCCCGUAUAACGCCAACGCUUACCUGAUGCAAAUCACCACCCUCAUCAUCGCUCCCGUUUUCGUGACCGCCGCUCUGUACGUCCUGUUGGGUAUUUUUAUCAACAACCUGGGCCGUCAAUACAGUCUUCUGUCGGCCCGCAUGUAUACCAUCGUCUUCUUGACGUGCGAUAUUGUGUCCCUUGUCAUUCAGGCUGUCGGUGGAGCCAUGGCCUCGAGUGCGUCUAGCAAUAAGGAGGACCCCUGGCCCGGCACCAGGAUCAUGAUCGCUGGUGUUGUGUUCCAGCUCAUCUCGAUGACCAUCUUCGCCGGGCUGACGGUGGAUUUCACCAUCCGAUCGUCGCGCCUCGGCAGGCCUGCGGAGUACACGAGUAUUCUGGUUGCAUUGUACAUCUCUUUCAUUGCCAUUUACAUCCGAAGCAUCUUCCGAACCGUGGAGCUGUGCGAGGGUUGGACCGGAUAUCUGAUGCUGCGGGAGGGAUACUUCAUCGGUCUGGACGGUACACUGAUGGUGAUUGCUGUCUCCAUCUUCUUGGUGCUGGACCCGGCGAGAGCACUGUCUAACAGAACUCGCAUGUCACACAAGGAGUCCAAGGAGUCCAUGCCUGGCAUGGCUGUCUACUAA